GCUCUGCCGCCGGGAGGACGGACGGACCAGCCGCUCAUUGAUGUGUCCCCGCAUCGCCUUCUGCCCCCAAGACUCCAGGGAGCCGCGUUCCCCGCGUGGAGGCCCGGAAGGGCUGGGUGUCUGAACACCAUGAUUAUCCACUAAUAUCCAAACUUCCCCUUUUUAACCCAAAGAGUAUCGGUGAUUUUCGUCCACUGCGAGCAGAAGAGCCGGGGCCCUGAGAUGCAGCAGAGCCUGUGUCUAUAGACGGACCGGCCUGCGUGUGGCAUGCGCGCGCCCCCCGCCCCCUGAGCUGCUUCUCGCCCCGGACAUCGCCCCGAGGCUGAAGGAGACUUGUGGGACCGGAGAGCAGUCCGGCAGCACUGGGUCCUGCGGCCUCUGUCCUUUCAAUGCCCAGCUUCCUCUGGGACUGCUGGCCUUCCCUGGAGAUCCGAGCGGUGCUGUGCGCCAUGGGCUGCAUCCAGAGCAUCGGGGGCAAGGCCGGAAUCUUCCGGGAAGGGAUCACGGUGAUCGAUGUGAAGGCCUCGAUCGACCCUGUGCCCACCAGCAUCGAUGAGUCCUCCAGCGUGGUGCUCCGCUACCGGACGCCCCACUUCCGGGCCUCGGCCCAGGUGGUCAUGCCGCCCAUCCCCAGGAAGGAGACCUGGGUGGUCGGCUGGAUCCAGGCGUGCAGCCACAUGGAGUUCUACAACCAGUACGGGGAGCAGGGCAUGUCCAGCUGGGAGCUCCCGGACCUGCUGGAGGGCAAGAUCGAGGCCAUCAGCGACUCGGACGGGGUGAACUACCCCUGGUACGGCAACACCACGGAGACCUGCACCAUCGUGGGCCCCACCAAGAGGGACUCCAAGUUCAUCAUCAGCAUGAACGACAACUUCUACCCCAGCGUGACGUGGGCCGUGCCCGUCAGCGAGAGCAACGUGGCCCGGCUGACCAACAUCUACCGGGACCAGAGCUUCACCACCUGGCUGGUGGCCACCAACACCUCCACCGACGACAUGAUCAUCCUGCAGACGCUGCACUGGCGCAUGCAGCUCAGCAUCGAGGUGAACCCCAGCCGGCCCCUGGGCCAGCGCGCCCGCCUGCGGGAGCCCAUCGCCCAGGCCCAGCCCAAGAUCCUGAGCAGGAACGAGCCCAUCCCGCCCAGCGCCCUGGUCAAGCCCAACGCCAACGACGCUCAGGUGCUCAUGUGGCGGCCCAAGUACGGGCAGCCGCUGGUGGUGAUCCCGCCCAAGCACCGGUAGCAGCUGGCCGGCCGCCCAGGGCGCCCGCCACGAGGGCGCCCGUCAUCCAGCAAAAUACAACCAUUCUACCUUGUCCGGGGCCUCACUGUGCGCCUGCCCGCGCCUCAGGGCCGCUGCCCCCGGGGAGGGGGGACAGCAGGGCAGCUUAGGGCGAACCCCAGGGGCGCCCUCUGGUCACUGCGGUGUCCUUUCCUUGCAGUUUCAUUCAGUCACAGCGGAUGCCCCCCACCACUGCUUUCAGUCCUUUUUGUUUUUUUAGACGCCUCCCCAGGAGGUCCGGGCGGGAGGAGGGGGAGCUGAUGAGUGACAGCCGGCGCUCACUGACCUGUGGGUGCCGGGCCCUCCCACGCGCCCCCUCCCCUUGCCCUCCCCCUUGCGGCCUUACGUAGACUUGCUUUGCCAAACUUUUGCCUUAAGCUGAAUUGAAAGAAAAAACACCGAAGCAGAUCGAAAGCAGGAUCUCUCUCCUGCCGGACUUGCCAUCUCCUGCCGGGCGCUGGGCAGCGGCUGGGUCUGGAGGAGAGAGAGACGCCCUGAGCCCCUCUCCGGGCACCUUGGCACAGGGGCAGGGACCCGGCCUAAAACCAGCAGCUUACUCUGUGUCUCAGCAGAAACACGACCACAGACAGACGCUGCCUAAGAGCCCCAGGCGGAGCCCCCGUCCCCAUCCCCAGUGUCCCCCCCUUCCCCACCCCCUGGCUCUGCCAGGGCUGCCCUCCCCUCCCGUCCCCGCAGCCUGGCCUUGCUGUGGAGAGAGGGAGGGUCCUGGGAGUGGCGGGUGGAGCCCGGGCAUUUCCAUCGCCGGGGUCUGCUCCCACACCUCAGGCCCGAGCCUUUUCCUUCCAUCCACGCUGGCCCAGCGGCCGGGAACCAGCAGCCACGUGGGCCCAGGCUUAGCUCUGGUUGGCGGGUCAGAGGAAGGCGCACCUUUCCCUCCAGGCGCCUUCUCAGGGGAACCGAACACGGCGCUGGAGGGGGCAGCCUCGGGUCCCAGCAGCCUGGGCCCGGGCAGUAAGCCAGGGCCCAGGGGGAGCGGCAUCGGAGCGCCGAGGAGGCUGGUCUGGGACAGGGCCAGCCUCUGAGGGCCACCCUCCUCCCAGGACUUGGCCCCCAGUGAGACCAAGCUUUCUCAGCCGCCUGCCUUGAAGGCUGCUUGCAGGAAGCCGGGGGUUCCCGCUAAAGCCCCUUCCUCCAAGCUUGUCCAGCCCACAGCUACGUCACUCCGGCCCCGCGUUCAAACCAGUAAUAAGCACAGAAACCAUCAGCUCCAUUUCUGCACACGAGCCACCUGCAGGAGCCCCACGACCACCCGGGGGGCGGGCCACCUCGCCCCCGCUCCCUCGUUACCACGUGACAGUGUGUGUGUCCGGGGUGCUCACCGUCCAUCCAGUCCUCUCCCGAGCCCGCUCCUGACGGCGCACAGCUAUCCUGGGACAACUGGACUGCAAACAGCCUGGUGCUCGGGGAGCCUCCCGGGGCGGCUGGCUCCCCUGGGGGUGAGGGGCCGGGGUGCUGCUGGCCUCCUGGCGGAAGGCCCUUCUCCGCACUCAGGUCUUUCUCGUACUUCAAUGGAGAAGGGGCCCUGGGGGUUCUUACUGGGGAGGGGGGGAGGGGGGAGAGUGGGGGAGGGGGGGUCCUGUGCUGUUUGGGGGCGGAAUCCCUCCCAUCGGACCUGGACAAGGGGAGCAGGCCUGUUGGCUGGGGUCAGCGCCCGGGAGGGAAGGCAGGGCCCCCUGCCUCUGCCCGGCCCCUGCACGUCUGGCCCCGCUCCCCCGCUCCCCACCCCUCCCUGCCGCUGGCCUUUCCGAAGACCUCAGAGGCUGCAGGGCCGGCCGGGACGCCCCCCUCCUGCCGGGAGCUCAGGCCGGCUCCUGGCCGGUCACCUGUCCCCCGGUGGACACUGGCCCAGCAAUAAGGACCGUGGAGAUUACUGUGAAGCAAACUAGUGCACUUACCAGGAGGCACAGACUCUUGAAGAAAAUGUAAAACAAACAUUUAAAAGAACAAACAAAAAUAUUCACAGAGAAAUAAAGUGUAAUUUUAAAGUA
Molecule: messenger RNA, 3289 nt
Organism: Pipistrellus kuhlii (Kuhl's pipistrelle)
Lineage: Eukaryota; Metazoa; Chordata; Mammalia; Chiroptera; Vespertilionidae
Gene: FAM78A
Product: family with sequence similarity 78 member A
Exons: 2
Coding region: 390-1241 (283 amino acids)
Source: RefSeq, a predicted model, not a curated record